CGAUGAAUUCGAAGAAGGGGAGCGCCAUUUCCGCCGGAAAUCUCAUCGCAAGAAAGAAAGAAGUUCAAAAAUCGCUCCCCGGAAUCCCAAAACCCUAGACCUCCCCGCCACCAUGCCGCCCGGGCCUGACGCGUCCUCCCUCGCCGCCGCCGUCCUCGACGCCGCCACUCCCCCGGCCGCCGCCGCCGCCACAUCCCGAGUGCUCGACUACCUCACCCGCCACGCCGCCGACCAGCCGCGCGCCUUCUUCGCUGACGCCUUCCCCUCCCUGCUCUACCGCCUCUUCGUCUCCUCCCCCUCCUCCGCCUCCUUCAUCGACCUCGCCGCCGCCGACCCCGCGCUGCCCGACCUCCUCCUCACCCUCCUCGCCCCCUCCGGCCCGCUCCUCGCCGCCGCCGCCGCAGCGGACCGCCUCGCCCUCAUACGCUUCGUCUUCCCCAACGAGCGCCUCCCCGACUGGCUCCGCCACGCGCUCGCUUCCCCCGCCUCCACCCACCCCGCCUCGCCUCUUCUCUCGCCCCGCGUCGGCUCCGACCUCCACCUCUCCGUCUUCGAGUACUACCUCUUCUGGUUCGCCUACUACCCCGUCUCGUCCGCAUCCCCGGCCGCCCCCGCCGCAUCUGCGUCCACCUCCAAUCCAGGCCUCAGGUCGCGCUCCCGCCUCGAGAGCUGGGUCUCUACCCUCGCCACCACCGCCAUCCGCAGGCCUGGCCAGAAGCCCGAGAGCUCGCUAUACCUCAAGCUGCUCUAUGCCUACCUCUGCGAGUUCGUGCCCACACGCACACCGCCUGGUCGGGUGGGCGGGGGCAGCAGGCUGCUCCACCGGACAACCAACGAUGGCAUCGGUGCGGUCUCGUCAUUUGCACGGGCCGAGUUCUUGCUUCACACCCUUGUCCAGUUCUGGCUUGUCGGGGAUGACUUCUCGCCGCUGCCCAUGCAGACUUGCAAUGCCCUGGGCCUGCGGUUACCUUCUCGUGCUCGUGCCGAGUUGAGUGAGCGGCCACCGUCACCAGGCUUGGGUGAUGCAGUGAAGCUGCUUGUGAUGUACCUCGACUGCUGCAAUGGCCGCGCAUUAGAGGACGUGGAUGCACCCACGCCGUCUCAAGGAAUACCAGUGUGGAAUGGGCUCUUGGAUACCCAGGCUGGCUUUUGGAAUCCGUUGAUACAGAGGCCUCUGUAUCGUUUUGUACUAAGAACAUUCUUAUUCUGCCCCAUUGGUGCUGCGAUAAAAAAUGCAACACAAGUCUUCUCUGUGUGGUUGGCAUAUAUGGAGCCAUGGAAGGUUACCCAACAGGAGCUGGAUGGGUAUGGCAAGCAGCAAGCAGGGGAGGACCAGGAGCUGCAAAAGUGCAACAUGGUAUACAACCCAUUGUGGAAGACAUAUGUUCUUUCAAAUUACUUGUUCUACAGCUCCAUGGUUGUGCACUUCCUGGGGUUUGCCCAUAAGUUUAUCCAUUCCGAUGUUGCCUCAGUGCUCCUAAUGGUAUACAAGGUAUUAGAAGUCUUGAGUUCCACUCCAGAGCUGUUAGACCUUCUGCACAAAGUGGAUGCUGCUUAUCAUACUAAACUAGUUGGGUCAUCCCCGCCAUAUGAUGACGUUUUGAAGUAUGUGCCAUCAAUUCGUGAACAGCUAAAGGACUGGGAGGAUGGUUUGUCAGAAACUGAUGCAGAUGGGUCAUUCUUGCAUGAGCAUUGGAACUCUGAUCUAAGGCUUUUCAGUUAUGAUGAGAACGGUGCUUAUAAUCUUCUUCAGCUGCUUCUGAUCCGAGCAGAGUCAGAGAUACUACGUCUGUCAGGUGAUGCACAGCAAGCUCUCCAGACAUUGGAUUCUAUCAAGUCCAAGAUGAAAAAGGUCUUUCAGGGCCAGAUUGGAGGAAUUCAUGGGAGUACCUCCUCACUGGAGGAAUUACAUUAUCAACACCAACAGGCGCGUGGGGAAGUAUUCACACCUAAGCAUCCCAGUUUGGGGAAGAGUUCAUGGGAUGAUGUUAAGUACAGAGGCGAGUGGAUGAAGAGGCCCAUCUCAGAGACUGAAGUGGCCUGGCUUGCAAGGAUUCUGAUCCGCCUUUCUGAUUGGCUGAAUGAUGCCCUUGGGCUUGACCGUGGUGAUGCUGAUGAUAGCCCUGCUGCUAGCGCUACCUACGUUCGGUUUGAUCGCAAUGAUCUGAACACGGUGGGCGGGCCGAAGGAUGCUGCCAGAAUUGCUCUUGUUGCUUUAUGUUCAGUGAUAGUGCUAGUGGGGCAAGCUUUGCUGAAGUUCAUGAGAUCACACAGGGUGAAGAUCAAUCUGAGAGUUUUUGCUUCAAAAAAGCUGCUGUCAGCUGCCGUUGUGCUGUAUGCCAUGGUGGUUGUAACAAGGAAUGCUUCAGGUUGAGAUAUGUCUAGACUUGUUGUUUCUGGGAGGAGCACAUGCGAGGUUGAGAUGACCAUCCACUGAAACUCGAAAGUUUUGGUACCAAGAGGUUAUGCUGCAUAAGCUGUACAGGAGCAAUUAGGAAGAAGGGAAAAAAAAAGGUGGUGGUAACAAAGUGUACCUGUUUUAUAGCGUGUUGUUGGCGCUGUACAGGCCUUUGCUGUUCCGUUACCGCAAGUGUGAAAGAGAAAUGUUGAGGCUGCUUGUAUGACCCUAAGCAGCAUUGUACUGUACUGUACUGUAUGACACUAGAAGGUUUGCAAAAGAUGCGAGAGGUCAGUUGCUGGU
Messenger RNA from Panicum hallii, 2701 nucleotides. RefSeq names its product sphingomyelin phosphodiesterase 4. Lineage: Eukaryota; Viridiplantae; Streptophyta; Magnoliopsida; Poales; Poaceae. Bases 113 to 2374 code for a protein of 753 amino acids. The record is from RefSeq and is a predicted model, not a curated record. The transcript has 4 exons. Gene Ontology annotation, molecular function: sphingomyelin phosphodiesterase D activity.